This is a messenger RNA of Heterobilharzia americana, 771 nucleotides long. Lineage: Eukaryota; Metazoa; Platyhelminthes; Trematoda; Strigeidida; Schistosomatidae. The record is from the annotation of a GenBank genome assembly.
AUGAGCAGUAGAUGGAAUAUAUUCAUCGAAUCGAUUCCAAAUCAUGAUAACUCGGUCAGAAGUUCACCAGUUGAAAGUCAGAAAGUAAUACCCGUAUCCAAUAGAAUCAGGGAUUAUGAUGAUGAAUACCAAUCUUCUACUGUCUAUCCAGUUUCUAGCAGACCAGUUCUUAGGUCUGUUAACGAAUCGCCAUCGUAUAGACAAACUUCGAAUGAAUCGGAUAGUCGUCCGGCAAAUAUAAUACGAUAUGUGUCUAUGUCUAAGAUCCCUUCAACUGAGGACAAAUACUGUCAAACUCUUACAGAUGAACAGCUGGAGAGACAAUAUGCUCUAAGCAAUCAGGCAAAUUCCAACUCAAAUAUUCCAUACAGUAGUAAUUUUGCCAACUCCCGUAACCGUCGUCAAUAUCAAUCAGUUAAUUCAUUUUCUCCAUAUAAAUCUGAAUGGCGUGAACCAAUCCAGUCAUCGAUGAUUGUACCAGUACGGUCAUCUUCAAAACCUUCAGCGAGAAAAGACGACUUCUCCACUAGAAGUGACCAUGAUAGCAGGAUGGGUAGAAACACAGAUCUUUUAGAACCAGAAAUAUGCAUAAAAUCUAAACUUGCACAAGAAAGGUGUUUACGGUUAGCAAAAGCCAAAUAUAUGGCUUCUGUUGAAGCAUGCUUUAAAUUCGAUGAAGGUAGAGACUUGGAACCAUUUUUACGCCUUAAAAGCAUUCGUGAUCUGAAUAUUGAUAAGACGACGUCAUUAUUGCUUAGUGAACACUACUAA